CUGACGUACGCCGGAAGUUACGUUAUUGUUUUUUUUAAUUAAGCAGAAAUAAGUGCAACGAUGGAGACAAGCGAGACUGGACGGGCUGGGUGGAAAUUCAAGCCUGUGCAAAAGAACAAGAUGACUGCAAACAUUCUGCGCCAGGAAGAACUCAUUGCACAGAAGAAGCGGGAGAUUGAGGCCAAGAUGGCAGAGCAAGCCAAGAAUUACCCCCAGACACCUAAGAAGCCAGUAACACCAAGUGCACCCAGUGUUCAAGCCUCAACAUCCAACAAGUUUGUGAAUGAUGGCAGCUUCCUGCAGCAGUUUCUCAAGAUGCAGAAAGAGAAAUCAAGUCCUGAUUUGGGCUCCCCUAGCAGUGAUUCAGACCAAGCUGCAACGUCCUCAGUGGCACCGUCUGCUGGUGGCACUCCAGCACAGAAGAAGAGCAUCCUUAUUGGGAAGAGGCCUGGUCUGGGCAUCAGCAGCAUGCUGAACCAGUUCAAGAACUACUCCCAGGCUAAGAAGGUGUCGCCACGCCCACCCCGACCCAGCAUCUUCGUCUCACCGGACGACGAUGAUGAGGAGAUGGACGACUCCCACUUCUUGGAGGUCAAAGUCUCCCCCCCAGAGGACCCGGAGGUGCGCUCCGUCCUGGACAAAAUGGCGGUGUUUGUGGCGGAGGGGGGGGCGGAGUUAGAGAGGAAGGCCAUGGAGGAUUACAAGGACAAUCCCCUGUUCUUGUUCUUGUAUGAUAAGAACAGCCGGGACUAUCUGUACUACAGGCGCAAAGUUGCAGAAAUAAGAAAAGAAAAUCCCAAACCAUCAGCUCCCACUCGUUCUUUUGUCUCCCCCCCAGUGGACGAGGAGACGCAGCAGGUGGCCGAGAAGCUGGCCAAGUUUGUGGCCGAUGGCGGUCCGGAGGUGGAGGCCAUCGCUGCUGAGCAUAACCGUGACAAUCCAGCCUUCAGGUUUCUGUACGAGCCCCACAGUGCGGCGCACCGCUUCUACAAAGAGAAGGUCGAGGAGUUCCGUCAGGCAAAAGCUGGGCAGAGCCCACCAGCCCACGCUGCGGAGGCUGCAUCGGGACACAGACGGCAGGGCGGACCGUCUCUUCAUCAGCAAGCCAGCAUGGGCAACCCGGCCCACCGUGCCGAGCUCGCAAGCAGCAAGCGGAAGCGGAAGAGCCGCUGGGGCUCGGAGGAGGAUCGUGUGGAAAUGCCUCUGCCUUCUGUUGUAAUCCCCGCUGAGGCAGACCCUGAACCGGAAACGGCCACCCUCUCUGCUCAGGAGCUCAGAGGCCUAGGCUACAAGAAAGGCAAGCCUGUUGGCCUGGUGGGAGUAACAGAGCUCUCUGAAGACCAGAAGAGGCAGCUUAAAGAGCAGCAGGAGAUGCAGGAGAUGUUCGACAUGAUCAUGAAGCACAAGCGGGCCAUGCAGGAGAUGCAGCUGAUGUGGGAGAAGGCUGUGCGUGACCACCAGCACGAGUAUGACAGCGACGAGGAGGUGGACGCACAGAAAGGAACCUGGGAGCACCGGCUGCGGCAGAUGGAGAUGGAAAAGACGCGCGAGUGGGCCGAGCAGCUGACUGAGAUGGGCAAAGGGAAACACUUCAUUGGCGACUUCCUGCCUCCAGAGGAACUGGAGAAGUUCAUGGAGACAUUCAAAGCUUUGAAGGAGGGGCGGGAUCCCGAUUACUCGGAGUACAAGGAAUUUAAGCUGACGGUGGAGAACAUCGGCUUCCAAAUGCUGAUGAAGAUGGGCUGGAAGGAAGGAGACGGCCUCGGCUCCGACGGGCAAGGAAUCAAGACCCCUGUCAGCAGGGGCACAACUGCCGUUGACGGUGCUGGGUUUGGGGUGGACCGGCCUGCGGAGUUGACAAACCAGGAUGACGAGUAUGACGCUUUCCGCAAGCGAAUGAUGCUGGCAUACCGCUUCAGGCCCAACCCACUGAAUAACCCAAGAAGACCCUACUAUUGAAGCAAGCAGCAAUGCCGUUACUGUUUUCACAGUUGCAUCAUAAAAAUAGGAGAUGGUUAAGAAAGCUAAUCAAAUCAGCUUCCGGUAAAAGGGGAUUUGUGAUUGCUUUUAUUGUAAAGACAAGCGUAUAGUAUCCCUGGCUUCUGUGGUCACCCAAGAAGAUGUCUAAAUAGGCUUUUCUUUCCCGUGACACUGAGAAUCGAAGGUCAGUAAUUUUCGAGCAGCUUGGCCGGUGUUUUAAAGAGCCACGCUGGUCUCUCACACAUGGCAAUUGACUUCACAUUCACACUUUAUACUGCACAACUGCUAAUCUUAAACACCGAUCUGUUGAAAUUAAUAUUAAGCAGUGCUAUUUGAUGUUUAACAGUAUUCAAGAUGUUUCAAGAACCAAAACGACAGUUUGCACCAAGUGAAUGUACCUAUAAUUUUUUCCGUACGACAUAUGAUUUUUAAGUGGGUGUUUAGUACUACAUAUCAAGCUUUUAGGUUUAAUUGCAUUAUUAAAUCUGCCGUAUAUGUCAUGUGGCCGAUUUAAUAAAACAUGGCCUGUU
Molecule: messenger RNA, 2510 nt
Organism: Brienomyrus brachyistius
Lineage: Eukaryota; Metazoa; Chordata; Actinopteri; Osteoglossiformes; Mormyridae
Gene: sugp1
Product: SURP and G patch domain containing 1
Exons: 14
Coding region: 61-1959 (632 amino acids)
Biological process (GO): RNA processing
Cellular component (GO): nucleoplasm
Molecular function (GO): RNA binding
Source: RefSeq, a predicted model, not a curated record